AUGGCCGGAAUAAAAUCCAUUCACGCGUCUUAUGGCUCGUCGUUUGCAAUCACAUGCGAUGGUCUGGUCUUCAGUUGGGGCGACAAUAGAGGCCAUGAAUUGGGACAUAAUAUAGACGAUGAAAGAGUAUUCAAACCCCGACUUAUUGUAACAUUAAACGGUGUAAAAGAGCUCUGUUAUAAUUUAUACGAAAAGACUAAAUAUUAUACCUUUAAAGAAGCAGAAAUGUUGGCAAAAUUGGAUUCAAAUUGUAUCGUAAAAUAUUACGACUCGUGGAUUGAAGGCUCCCAGCAGUAUAUUCAGAUGGAGUACUGCACACAAAGUCUUCGCACUUUAAUUGAAGACAAAUUACGAGUAUUUGGGAGACAAUCAGUAGAUAAUUAUUGGUCGAACAAAAGCAAUACUAAACCUAUGGAUAUCAUUGAAUAUUUCAUAUCAUGUGAAAUAUUUCGGGAACUUUUGCAAUGCGUUCAAUAUCUCCAUGAAUUAGAUCCACCGAUCAUUCAUCGGGAUAUAAAACCCGACAACUUUUUGAUUUCUAACAAUUAUAACAAUAGGUUUAUAAAACUAUGCGAUUUUCAUAUGGCUACUGAACACAAUUCGGAGUACCAGACCCAUACACUUGGGGUUGGAACACAAAGAUAUAUGGCACCCGAAAUAGGUUGUGGUCAAUAUAACAUCAAAGUAGACAUUUAUAGCUUGGGUAUCCUUGGGAUGGAAUUGUUUCAAAUAGAUAAUAUAAAUUCAAAGGAAAUAUAUAUUGAAACUACAUUUUUCGGUUAUGUUGACAAUUUAUAUAACAUCAUUUCAUCGAUGAUUCAUCUUAUAUGUGACAAUAGACCGACAAGUGCUCAAAUAUUGCAACUUAAUAACCAGUGGUCUAUCAAUAAAUCUAUAAUCAUUAGCGAUAAGACAUUCACUGAAUUACUAAAUAAACUUCAAUUGUGUGACAAUUCAUUUUUCUAUGACUUUGUAUUAUCUAAAUUAAGAGAUGAUAAUCAGUCCACCGAUUCUAUUAACAAAAGUCACAAUUCAAUAGUCAAGAAGCAAAUGUUGUCAAAACUGGACUUUGAUUUCAAAAAUAAACAAAGAUUUACUGAAAAUUUAAGUUAUAAGUCAAGUGAUGGUUACUAUAAAACUCAAUUUAUCGAGAUGUCAACCAUUCGUUUGGGUAGUUUUGGGACAGUAUUUAAAGUAAAGUAUAAAUUGGAUGAUAAAAUAUAUGCCGUUAAAAGAGUACAAUUAGAAGAUUUAACCGAAAAUACUAAAUAUAGAAAAGAGGUGAAUAUGUUGGUUAAAUUUGGUUCAAAUUUUAUAGUAAAAUAUUAUAACUCGUGGACCCAAGGUUCGCAAUUUUAUAUUCAGAUCGAGUACUGCACACAAAGUUUAUGGACCGUAAUGACAACCAAACCGCGAAUAUUUGGAAGACAAUCAGUAAAUAAAUAUUGGAAUAACAAAAGCGAUACUAAUCCUAUGGAUAUCAUUGAAUAUUUCAUAUCGUGUGAAAUAUUUCGGGAACUCAUAGAAUGUGUAGAAUAUCUCCAUGGAUUGCAGCCACCGAUCAUUCAUCGGAAUAUAACACCCGACACCUUUUUGAUUUCACAUAAUUAUAACAAUAGGUUUAUAAAACUAUGUGACUUUCAUUUGGCCACUGAACACAAUAUGGAGUGCCAGAACAAUACACCCUGGGUCGGAACGCCAAAAUAUAUUGCACCGGAAGUAUUUUAUGGAUUAUAUAACACUAAACUAGACAUUUAUAGCUUAGAUGAUAAUCAAUCGACCGAUUCUACUAACAAAGGUCAUAAUUCGAUAACCGAGAAUCAAAUGUUGACAAAACUGACCAUUGAUUUCAAAAAUGAAGAAACCGUAACUAAAAAUUUAAACGAUGAGUCAAUUGAUGGUUACUAUGAAGCUCAAUUUAUUGACAUCUCAAUCAUUGGUUUGGGUGGUUUUGGGACUGUAUUUAAAGUAAAGCAUAGAUUGGAUGAUAAGAUAUAUGCCGUGAAAAGAGUACAAUUUGGAGGUUAUUCUGAAGAAAAGAAAUACAAAAUUGUGAACGAAGUUAAAAGUCUGACAACACUUAACUCAAAAUUUGUGGUCAAAUAUUACAAUUCAUGGUUUGAGUUCAAUCAACUGUACAUUCAAAUGGAAUUCUGUUCACAAAAUCUUAAAACUCUUCUCAAAGACAAACCCAUUGUCUUCGGGAGACAACCGGAAGACCCGAUUAAUAGUUUCUUUGAAUAUUUCAUUUCAUGUGAAAUAUUCAAAGAAAUGUUAGAAUGCGUUCAAUACCUACACGAAUCUAAACCACCGAUUAUUCAUCGGAAUCUGAAACUAGUCAAUAUAUUGAUUGAACGCAACGUUAGAUGCAAUCGGUUUGUAAAAUUAAGUGACUUUGGUUUAGACACCUAUUACGACAUGGAUGAUAUUAAGCAAUUGACAGGUGUAGGCCGUAAUAUAUAUAUGGCACCCGAACUAUUCUCAGGUGGACAAUAUAACCACAAAGCAGAUAUUUAUGCCUUAUCCCAAGUGGGCCAACAGUUGUUUAGUUUUAAGUCGUAA
Molecule: messenger RNA, 2562 nt
Organism: Medioppia subpectinata
Lineage: Eukaryota; Metazoa; Arthropoda; Arachnida; Sarcoptiformes; Oppiidae
Source: the annotation of a GenBank genome assembly